AUGAAGGCUAAACUCGAUGCUUCCAGCCAUAUGUCCUCUUUUGAAGAAGAAAAGAAGUCAGUAAUCAGAAGAGAAGCUCCAAGAAACCCUAUCAAGAAAAAAGCCCCUGUUAUUGAUGCCCGCUUGACUAGUCGAGUGUCAAUUGAUGCUCCAAAUGCAUUAGUGGUUGAUAAGCCAAAAUCUGGUAGGGACUUAGAAGUGAUUACAAACGCUUUGAACAGAAAUUUCAUUUUCACCAGCCUCACUGAUGAAAACCGAGCUGUGCUUAUUGACCACAUGAAGCAUUUUACACUAGGACCAAAUGAAAUUGUGUUUGAACAAGAUCAGCCUGGGAUUAAUUUCUUCAUUGUGGCAUCAGGAAAACUUGAUGUGUAUGUUAACGGUAAAAAAGUAUGCUUUUAACUAAAAAAUUUGACAAUUUAUAAUUAUUUAUACAUUUUUAUGCCAAAUUUAAGCAAAUAGAGAUAAAUACUUUGAGCGCAAAUGAUAGCUUUGGAGAGCUCGCUUUACUUCACGAUUCACCAAGAUCUGCAACAAUAAAAACAGCAGAAAGGGUCACAAUGUGGGGACUUGACAGAAGGACGUUCAGAAAUGCAGUAGAAAGUCUCAACGCUCAAAAUUACCAAGAAAAUAAACAAUUUAUUGAAAGUGUGCCUUUAUUCCAUAUAUUAACGACCGCACAAAAAGACUCUUUAGUAAGUUCUUUAUCUACACUAAAAUUCCGCCCAAGUGAAAGAAUAGUAAACGAAGGUGACCCAGGCGAUUUAUUCUUUUUAAUAAAAGAAGGCUUAGUUUCUUGUCUACAAGAAGGCAGAGAAAUCAGACAAAUGGCAAGAGGAGAUUAUUUCGGUGAACAAGCCCUUCUUUAUAACUGUGUAAGAACAGCCAGCAUAGUUGCAGUAACUGACGUAAAAUGUGUAGCUAUAGGACGAGAAAAACUGACUAAAGCCUUAGGAAACCACCUACAGCAGGUUAUUUAUCAAAAUACCAAAAGAAUUGCUAUGGACGGAAGCCAAAUUUUAAGCCGAUUAACCCAUGAGCAGAAAGCAAAACUUCUCAAUUCUCUCAGAGUCAGGUCCUUAAGGAAAAAUGAAGUCGCCAUUCCAAGAAACACAAAUAAAGGAGCUGUGCUAUUAAUUGUCCUCAGAGGACAGCUGAAAUAUAGAAGUGAGAGACCUGCCGCUGAAGUUUUCCAAUGUUUAGGAGAUGUCGAAAUAACGCAGUUUGAAAAUGGGCUUUAUAUAGAAGAUAUUGUUUCUGAUGGAGACUCAGAUAUAGCUGAAAUUAAUAGAAGUGAGUUUGAAGAGUGUAUUGGUGGGCAUUAUGAGCAAAUCGCCACUGAUAACGAAGCUAUUACUGUACUCAGAAGGGUUCAGGUAUUAAGAGGCCUAUCUUCAGAAAGAUUCAGUGCCUUGCAUAGAGCUUUAAGAGUAGUCGAAUUUGAAGAUGGAUCUGUAAUUGUACGUCAAAAUGACCCUGGAGAUUCAUUUUUUAUCAUAAAAUCAGGAAAAGUCGAUGUCUUAAAAGAUGGGGUAGGAGUGAGAACAAUAACAAAACACGACUAUUUUGGAGAAAGAAGUGUACUGUUUGGAGACCAUAGGACAGCCACUGUUGUUGCCAAAGGAAAUGUGUCUUGCUGGAUUUUACAUCAGCAAGACUUUUUACAAGCUAUAGACGAAAAUAUUAGAACACAGCUGAUUAAGAGAAUUGAGCUGCAAGACGAUAAUAUAACACUAAAUGACCUUGCUAUUGUAAAAGUACUAGGAAAAGGGAUGUUUGGGAACGUAUUUUUGGUUGUCCACAAGCAGCAAAACCGCUUGUAUGCACUUAAAACUGUGGAUAGACGAAAAAUUGAACGCUAUGAAAUCCAAGAAAAUUUAAUUCUGGAGCGCGCUAUUUUAAACCAGCUCGACCACUCUUUGAUCGUGAAACUUGUGAGAAGCUUUAAAGAUCCUAAAAGAAUUUACUUUUUAAUGGAAUUUGUAAGAGGAAUGGACCUAUUCGACGUCCUCCGACAAAUGAACGAAGUUUCUGACCAAGAGUCAAAAUUUUUCAUAGGCUGUUUAAUAGUGAUUUUAGAGCAUUUGCAUGAGCGUGACAUCAUUUAUAGAGAUCUCAAGCCAGAAAAUGUAAUGGUAGAUGACGAAGGCUACCCUAAACUAAUUGAUUUUGGUAUAUCGAAAAUUGUCCAUGGAAGAACUUAUACCAUUGUAGGGACUCCUCAUUAUAUGGCUCCUGAAAUUAUCAUUGGAAAAGGAUACGGCCACUCAGCUGAUUUUUGGAGCGUAGGGAUUAUGCUGUAUGAGUUCUUAUGUGGAGGUGUACCAUUUGGAGAAGACUUAGACGACCCAUACGCCAUUUAUGAAAAGGUACUUGAACGUAAGCUAUCUUAUCCUUCAUUUUGUAGCAGGAAUAUGCCAGCUAAGCCAAUUAUAGAGCAGUUGUUAAGUAAACAGCCAGCGAUGAGAACUGGAGGAAGCAUUGAUAAUUUGAAGAACCAUCAGUGGUUCCAAGGAUUUAAUUGGGUAAAAAAAUAUAUAGGAAUAUCUUGUAGUAUACAUAAAAUGCUGGUGAUGAACGACCUGUCCUUGCCAUGGCGUGUGUCUUAUCUGGACUGGUUUUUUGUGCAAAGAACUGCCUAAGGGUUGGUUCACCUUGAAGUGAGAGCCCCAGUACUAUUUCCGCUGAUUAGUGGCCUGGCUUGAGCGGCAGUUUUGCAUCUUUUUGCCAGCAGUGGGUAUCCAUAGAGGCAGGGCGAACUUACCCACCUAAGCUGCUUUUAUGGCCUGUCCCGAAUCUGCGCAAACCCAUUGAGUUUUUUCUUCGGAGAUGAUCCGGGAGAAAAAGUGUUGGGCAAUUUUGGCACUUGGGUUGGAAAUAGAGAUUGGCAAAAGCUGGCUUUGACCAGGCCAGGAGAAAAUGCCUUUACCGAGAAGCUGGAGGUUUCGGUCAGGGCUCGAUCUGCCUUAAGGGAGCAUCUCUCAGGGGUUCGCCUGCAUAAUGCACGGCGCUUCAGGAAGUGGGGAUUAUAUAGGAACAUCUUUUGACAAGAGAAAUUAGGCCACCUUAUAUUCCAAGGGUAAAUGAUCUGUCUAGAGAUAUCCAAUCUGCUCUUAAACAAAAUAGGCCACUAGACGAUGUCAUAACUAGAGAAGAAAACUCAGAAGAAAUCCCACCAGGAAAAAGCAGACGUCCAAGACACUGUCCAGAAAAUUGGGAUCAGGACUUUUAA
Molecule: messenger RNA, 3232 nt
Organism: Blepharisma stoltei
Lineage: Eukaryota; Ciliophora; Heterotrichea; Heterotrichida; Blepharismidae
Source: the annotation of a GenBank genome assembly